Papilio polytes (common Mormon) is the source of this 1772-nucleotide messenger RNA. It is a transcript of the gene Rab35, whose product is annotated as ras-related protein Rab-35. Gene Ontology annotation, molecular function: GTPase activity; GTP binding. The transcript is spliced from 4 exons. Gene Ontology annotation, biological process: endocytic recycling. Gene Ontology annotation, cellular component: plasma membrane; endosome membrane. NCBI's taxonomy places the organism in Eukaryota, Metazoa, Arthropoda, Insecta, Lepidoptera, Papilionidae. The coding region runs from base 166 to 774 and encodes 202 amino acids. The record is from RefSeq and is a predicted model, not a curated record.
AAAAAGACGAGACAAUAAUGGCGGACGUUUUGUAAAGUGACGCAAGCGUAACGUUUUACGGCAUGCGUUUAUUCAAUAUUUCUAUAGUUAAAGUUGUUAAACUAUUAAAGAAAUUAGCAGUAAACACAUGACCAAUUAGUAAAGUGUCAACGAAAAUCAUUAGCAAUGGCACGUGAAUUUGAUCAUCUCUUCAAAUUGCUGAUUAUCGGUGACAGUGGUGUUGGUAAAAGCUGUCUCCUCCUCCGGUUUGCUGACAACACAUUCUCCGGUAGUUAUAUUACAACUAUAGGUGUUGAUUUCAAAAUAAGAACUUUAGAGAUAAACGGUGAAAGAGUGAAGCUUCAAAUAUGGGACACGGCAGGCCAGGAGAGGUUCAGAACGAUUACGAGCACGUACUACCGAGGUACUCACGGCGUCAUCGUUGUGUACGAUGUCACAAACGGAGAGUCCUUUGCCAAUGUCAAGAGGUGGCUGCAUGAGAUUGAGCAAAAUUGUGAUGUCGUAAACAAAGUUCUAGUUGGUAACAAGAAUGACUGUCCAUCAAGGAAAGUGGUGGUUACAGAGGAUGCCCAAAGGUUUGCUAAUCAAAUGAACAUCCCAUUGUUUGAAACUAGUGCAAAAGAAAAUAUCAAUGUGGAGGAAAUGUUUCUUACUAUCACUAAAAUGGUACUCAGAUCAAAAUUAGAAAUGAAGGAGAGACAAAAUGUUACAGCAAAUGAUAUAGUCAAUAUAAAAGGAACCAAAACCAAGAAUGUGAAGAAAUGUUGCCAGUGAUUGUAUGCUGGGUAUAUCAGGGAUGUCGCUUACAGAAUGCUCAAAUGUUGAGACAUGUUGCACAACCCUAGCAGGACACUAGUUGGCCGAGAAUUUACCGUUUUUGUAACAUUGCAAGUUGUCACUGCAAGGUACAAACAUGUAUUAAAAUAUCCCGAGAACUUAUCCAAGUGCAGUUUCUAUUGACAGUAUACAAGUUGAUCUCUAUAAAAUAUAAUUGUGGCGGUGUUAGUUUUAUUGGAUGUAGCCCUGUCAAUGUUCUAUAGUUACUGUGACCUAUGCAAUUAUUUACUGUUACUUUGAGUGUUAGUCCUAUGUGCUGGGUUGAACAAUCUCAAAUUUUAUGAGCAGUCGCCUAAACAACUCCAAAUAUUAGUAAUGUUAUAAAUUCAUAUUGAAUUUGCUUGUACUCUAUCAAAUUGUGGAGUGUAUGAAAUGGAAUAUGAAGUGUAAAUGUAUACCAUUAAUUUAAUUAUAAAAUUUAAUUAUUAAUUUGAUAUUAUUAAAGUGAUGUGUAUGGUCCUUAUUGUCAAAAGGUCCCUUCACAUUUGAUAGCUUAUUUUAUAAAAGUAUUAUUUUGUUUAACAAGUGUCAUAUAAGUCCAAAUUAUUUAUUUUUAUUUUCAAUAUAGAGAUCACAAAGUAUGGAAUACUGUUUUCCUUGUCCACCUUUAAAAAGUUAUAAAUGAUUACAUAGUUAUUUUAAUGUCAGUGAAAAAGUAAACAUUGAACAAAACUGUUACAAUUUGGUUUAUUCUAAUAUUAUUUCAACUUUUGCAAGUUUUUUUUGCUAAUAUACAGAUGUUAGGUAAUUUUAUGUGAUGUAUAAUUCAGAAUUAAAUAUAUUAUCAACAUUUGAAUAUGAAAUUGUUCAACACAUGACAUAUGUUUUAAGACAAUAGCAAGUUUUAGAUUAAUUUAGGUGAACCCUAAACAGUUUUUUUUAAUAAAGAUAAGUAGAUUGGUUAAAUGUAUUUGUAUACUAUAUAAUGAUUAUUU